Messenger RNA from Hypomesus transpacificus, 899 nucleotides. Its product is annotated as MAP7 domain-containing protein 2-like. Lineage: Eukaryota; Metazoa; Chordata; Actinopteri; Osmeriformes; Osmeridae. The transcript has 2 exons. The record is from RefSeq and is a predicted model, not a curated record. Bases 28 to 423 code for a protein of 131 amino acids.
UGGGGAGACAUUUUAAUACCCCCUGUGAUGGCCAACCGUCAAGACCAGCGGCUACCAGUGGUGAGGAGGAGGCCACCACUUGGUGCUCGGGUCGUCACCAGUGACGAAUACAACGAGCUGCUGGUCCGACAGGAGGAAGAGGAGAAGGAGGAAGCGCGGCUUUGGAGACAGGCAGAAGUGCUGAGGAAGAGGGAGAUGGCGCAGAGGAAGAGGGAGGAGGCCCAGAGGAAGAGGGAGGAAAAGGAGAGGAAGAGGGCAGAGAAGGAGAGGCAGAUGGCAGUAGUGGAGGAGCUUGGCGGACACUGCGCUGUCUGCCGUAGCCUAUCCCCUCCCUCAGAAGUGACAGAAGGAAACAAGACACCUUUGGCGUCGCGCAAUCGGUUUGUCCGCCUAUCUUUGGCAUUUCAACUGUUUAAUCUUUAAUCAGUUUAAUCUUUUAAAAUCAACUUUAAUGUUAAUAGUUUUUUUUGGGAGGCAUAUGGAUCAGCGUUCUCGUCGCGCCUCCUGUCAGUACCUGUUCUUAUGCAGGGAAGCUAAUGAUCCUAAUAUAUUUCUAAACACAACAUCUCACAGUUCUCUGUUGAAAGCAGGGCUCCAAUUGAUUUACAAUUCUAUAUCUUUGUGUAGGAUAUGUAGGUAUGCUAGUUUGAAACCACACUAGCUAUGGAAAUAAAGAGUGAAUGCAAUUAUGGAUUGAAGUUGGCUUUGUCCACAUACAAUUUGUCCAUUUCACAACACCUUGUAUUUCUAAUGCUGAGAAGUAGUCUAGCCAAAGGAAUAACUUGUCCCUAUGAGAACCCUGUGACGGAUGCCAACUUUCCACCAGCUUUCAUUUUGACACGCAUAUUCAAGGUGAGGGGUAACCACUAGAAUCACAGGAGCUUCCACUGUAUUCCCAU